Messenger RNA from Lodderomyces parapsilosis, 1386 nucleotides. It is a transcript of the gene TPK1, whose product is annotated as cAMP-dependent protein kinase catalytic subunit TPK1. Gene Ontology annotation, cellular component: nucleus; cAMP-dependent protein kinase complex. Gene Ontology annotation, molecular function: cAMP-dependent protein kinase activity; ATP binding. The coding region runs from base 1 to 1386 and encodes 461 amino acids. The transcript has a single exon. NCBI's taxonomy places the organism in Eukaryota, Fungi, Ascomycota, Pichiomycetes, Serinales, Debaryomycetaceae. Gene Ontology annotation, biological process: peptidyl-serine phosphorylation. The record is from RefSeq and is a predicted model, not a curated record.
AUGAGUUUGAAUGAUGCAUCGUCCACCUCGACUACACCUUCGCUUCAACAACAACAACAACAACAGUCAAACCAACAACAACAACAACAACAACAACAACAACAAGCACAACAUCAGCCACUGCAAAAUAGUAUAUACGCAUCCAAUUCACCAACACUAGAACGGAAUAAUAAUGCCCAGGGUACAGGACUACACAGUGCUAGCACAAACACCAGCAACACCAAUUUGUCCAACACUAACAACGGCACUACCGGACAAAACAUUUCCACUUCAGGCAAUGACGACACCAAAAGCAUACCCAACACAAACAGCAACACCACCACCAAUUCCAAACCUAAUCUUACUAGUCAAAACAAUUCAUCGUCAUCGUCAUCCCUAACUAAAAAAGUUUCUCGUCACGCGCACAAGGACACUACAACCAGGGGGAAAUACAGUCUCAAUGAUUUUCAAAUAUUGCGAACAUUGGGAACAGGCUCAUUUGGACGAGUUCAUUUAACUAGAUCCAUCCACAAUGGUCGUUUUUACGCCAUGAAGGUGUUGAAAAAGGAACGAGUUGUUAACAUGAAACAAGUUGAACAUACUAAUGAUGAACGAAGAAUGUUGAAAUUGGCCCAACAUCCGUUUAUUAUUCGAAUGUGGGGUACUUUUCAAGAUUGCCACAAUUUAUUCAUGAUUAUGGAUUAUAUAGAAGGGGGUGAGUUAUUUUCCUUGUUGCGAAAAUCACAACGAUUCCCUACACCAGUGGCUAAAUUUUAUGCUGCAGAAACAUUUCUUGCCAUUGAAUAUUUACACAAUUUGGAUAUCAUUUAUCGUGAUUUGAAACCUGAAAAUAUCUUGUUGGAUAAAAAUGGACAUAUUAAAUUGACUGAUUUUGGAUUUGCUAAAGAAGUUCAAGAUGUAACUUAUACAUUAUGUGGUACUCCCGACUAUAUUGCUCCUGAAGUUGUAGCUACAAAACCAUAUAACAAAUCAGUUGAUUGGUGGUCAUUUGGGAUAUUGAUUUUUGAAAUGUUGACUGGUUAUACUCCAUUUUAUGAUCCAACUCCCAUGAAAACUUAUGAAAAUAUCUUGAACGGAACUAUAACUUACCCCGACUAUUUACCACCAGAUAUUUUGGAUCUUUUACAAAAAUUGAUUGUUAAAGAUUUAACUCAAAGAUUGGGUAAUUUACAAGGUGGAUCAAAUGAUGUCAAAAAUCAUCCGUGGUUUAAAGAAGUUAUUUGGGAACGAUUACUUUCACGAGAUAUUGAAACUCCUUAUGAACCACCAAUUACUUCUGGUGUCGGUGAUACUUCACAGUUUGACAAGUAUCCAGAAGACAAGGAUUUGGAUUAUGGUAUAAGUGGAGUUGAAGAUCCAUAUCGAGAUAUGUUUCAGGACUUUUAA